AGGUGAUGCGAGCGACCACGACCGGCAACUUAGUUGACAGCCACCCCUCCAUCUAUGGAGAUGAACAGUGAGCAAUUCGUAUCACCCGGCGGGUGCUUCACGUAUCUUAGAGGAGACUGGCAUCACCUAUUAAACGAAUAGCUAGCCGGUCGCACCUUCUUUCGCCUUUUUUUUUGAGCCAAGAUCACACACACACGCACUCUCCCUCUCUCUCUUCCCUCUGUGGUUGUGUGUGAGGAUGUCUGUGAAGUCUUGGACACUCGAUCUGUCGGGGAUGAGAAGGCGAGUUCGCGGGGGAUAGCGUGUUCCAUCUUUUUACUUCUCCUCCCUCUAAGGGUUUCGUUUCGUUGCGCUUUCUUUCUCUCUCCUCUAUUCCUUCUGAGUAGGGGUCUCCUCGGUUUAUGGUGCGAGUUUGGAAUUGGUAAUUGGCUCACUGAGAUAUUCUCUUAGUUAAGAUUGUGAACGGGUAAGGAUAUCUCUCUGCAAUUCAUUGCCAUUUGGCUUAGAGAUUGAAAGUUUGGGAUUUUUUCUUCGUCUUUUCCCCAUAUUUGGGCCUCUUCAAAUUUCGGAGUUCGACCGUGCAGAUCGUGAUCUCCUUUUCUCUCUCUCUCUCUCUAGCUAGUUCUUUGUCUUGUAAUCGAUCAGUGGUUGAAGUUUCUGAUCUUGUGGACGUGGUGAGAGAUUUGAGUUUUGAAAAGGGUUUCCUUAUCUCUUCUGUAUUUCCUUUUCUCGUUUCUUGUUUUCUUUAAAUUGUUUUUGCUCCCCGGGAAUGUCGGGAGCGGGAUUACAAUUCGGGCGGGGUCAGGGAGAGGACAAAUUAUGCAAUCCGUUAAGGUUUCGCCGGAAUCAGCAUCUCCAGAGGGCACUGAGGAGUGCCGGGAUCACGAUUGCAGAUCCAAAGCAGGCUGCCACGCCGCGUCAGAGCCGGGAAACAGAGAACCGGGCUACACAGGAGGAAUCCUCGAAGACGGUUCCUGCAUCCGUGCCCUCCCCAAGCUCGCAGCUAAGACCCCCCUACGGAAACUUUGAGCGGUUUCUCGAGUCGACAACGCCCCGCGUGCCUGCUCAAUAUUUGUCGAAGACGAGGAUGAGGGGGUGGAGGACGUGUAGUAUGGAUUUUCAGCCUUUUUUCACACUUGGCGAUUUGUGGGAAUCUUUCAAAGAGUGGAGCGCUUACGGUGCAGGAGUGCCACUGGUCUUAGAUGGCAAUGAAUCUGUAGUUCAAUAUUACGUGCCAUACUUGUCUGCGGUCCAAAUUUAUGCUGAUUCAUCCAGGACCACAAUGAGACAGGGGCGGCAGGGUGAAGAUAGUGAUGGUGACUGUUAUAGGGAUUCUAGUAGUGACGGAAGCAGCGAUUAUGAAUUUGAGAGGGGUUUUACUCAUUCCAAAGAGCAACAGGAUCAACACCAUUCUGUCAUGGAGGCCACUAUUAGAAUGGAGAGAUUAUCUGCAAGGCCAAAGAAUUUGGUGUUUCAGGAAGAACUUUCUAGUGAUGACAGUGAUGGUGGAAACUCUCAAACACCUUGCCUCAUUUUUGAGUUUCUUGAACAAGAUCCACCAUAUAGUCGUGAACCAUUGGCAGACAAAAUUGCAGACCUGACUCGUAGAUUUCCUGAGCUGAAGACACUUAAAAGUUGUGAUUUGCUGGCAGCAAGUUGGAUUUCUGUAGCAUGGUAUCCUAUAUACAGAAUACCAACAGGGCCAACACUAAGGGAUUUAGAUGCUUGUUUCUUGACUUAUCAUUCACUUGCAACACCCAUGACUGGUAGAGCCAGAAACCAGCCCCCAGUUGUGAAUCCCUUGCACACGUUCCAGGGAUCUCCCAUGAUCUCAUUGCAAAUCUUUGGCUUGGCAGCGUACAAGUUCAAGAGCUCAGUAUGGAUGGCAAAUGCAGGGAGCGAGCGCCAUCUAGCAAACUCCUUACUACAGGCUGCUGACAACUGGUUGAGGCUGGUUCAGGUCGUCCAUCCCGAUUUCCAAUUUUUUGCUUCACAUGGCAUGCUGCAGAGAUGAAACUUGAGCAUAAAACUUUUCCUGUUCCUUUCACUCUGCAAGUGUGAGAGAACUCUGCUUGCAGAAUCCGCAUAAAGUUAUCCAGGUGGCGUCCAGGCUCAUUAUCAAGCACGCUAUGAUAAAUCAUGCAGUUUGCCUAGUGGAUUUGUGUUUCCUGUGUUCCCUAAAAUAGGACCAGAAAAGCUAAAUACAUGACCAAGGAAAAGGAAAAACUGGUGACAGAAAAAUGGCGAUCACAGUGGAGCCAGAACAGAAGUUAAAAACAUCCCGAAUAAGGUUUCUGCUGCUGUCAACAGUUAAUCAGAAAAUCAGACCAUGUUUAUGAGGGUGUCGACUUGGCUUUUGAUGCUUGGUUCAAGUUUCUUAUUUGCUUCUGUGCUGAAUGAUCGACCAAAGGAAAGCUGUUCUGUCAAGUCACUGUCCUGCUGUGAGCAAUGUCGGCUAAUGAGAAGAAGCAUUUUCACGGUUUUCAUGGAAAUCUAGAUAAUGUCUUUUAUCUUUUUGGGAUUGGCUAUUAAGCUUAUUUGUGAACGGGAAAGGGUAGAAGAAUGUUGUGUCAGGGCAUAGACACAUCAUUUGUCAAGAAAACUCCUAACAUAGACCACGAUAUGAAAAGACCACUCAAGGGCCACAAAAAUACAAUCUCAAUCA
Molecule: messenger RNA, 2665 nt
Organism: Nymphaea colorata (pocket water lily)
Lineage: Eukaryota; Viridiplantae; Streptophyta; Magnoliopsida; Nymphaeales; Nymphaeaceae
Exons: 6
Coding region: 770-2014 (414 amino acids)
Source: RefSeq, a predicted model, not a curated record